Messenger RNA from Xyrichtys novacula (pearly razorfish), 3206 nucleotides. The record is from the annotation of a GenBank genome assembly. Lineage: Eukaryota; Metazoa; Chordata; Actinopteri; Labriformes; Labridae.
GUUCUGUCUCUCUUCCUUAAUCUGAUGAGAUGUUUUCUGGACCAGCAACCAUUCCGGUAUUGGGGGUCCAGCCCUCUGGUCAUGGCUCAUUUGAAACUUGUGCUUAUCUGCACUGGGCACGGUGCCCUCCAUCCAGUCUCCCCUGUAGCAAACUAAAGCCCAGCAGCUCAGAGCAGAACAAUGACUGGAACAGCAAUGCGCUGACUCCUGCCCAGACCUACAGGCCCAGCUGCUUUUCAGCACCAGCAUGUAUAAAUAGGUCCGUUUACUCUGGGGUCAGGGCGUCGUUUUUGUGGAGCCCCCCUCUGAGCACUGCACUGCUAUUCUUUGGGGCCAGUCAGGUAAGCCCUCCGUCCAAAUCUCAUUCAUUCUAUAGAAAGGUUCAGACCAUUGUUGCUGUACAUUACUGUGCCUUUUGUCUCUUUUGUUUCUGCUGAGCCACAUGGAUGUAUGGACUGAGGUCAGACAUGCAAAUCCUAUAUACAAACUGACUGUGUAGGGGCUGAUGAAACAGCCUCUGGCCUUCACUGCUAGCAUGUGUGAGCAGAAAGCUAAAACAUUUGUCAUAUAUUUACUUUUUCAUAUGAAGGCCUAGAUCGUUUCUAAGGCGCCAUGAUACAACAGUUAGUUCCAAAAAGCUCAUCUGACGAACAUGAAGUAUCCCUUGACUGCUGAUUUUGCGUUCAACAAGAGGCCUUUAAUUAUGACUCUAGUUCAGGUGGUUUUAACACAUUUGAAUAACAUUACAGCAGACAGACGUGCAAAGACGUAUUUGAACUGUUUUCCCUGAUUAGCUUUUGAAUAUAUGAACAUAAAUGUGACUCUCCCGACUCUCUACACUGCAGGCAAAUCAGUUUUGAAACACACAGUAGCAUGGCUCUGAAUAAUCCUAACCCAACGGGACCAUGGAAGGUGAGUGGGAUGUCUCACCCCGUGCGAUUCACAAAAAAAAGAUGACUUUUUGUUUUAAUUUCAUGCCUGGCCUGAUGGUGUCAAUGGUGUGUGUGUCUGUACACACAUCAGUGUGUGCGCAUGGCAUGUGCAUGCUACAUGUAUGCAUUUGUGUCCUCCUCUCCAGAUCACAGUGUAUGACCAGGAGAACUUCCAGGGCAAGCGGCUGGAGUUUACCUCGGCCUGCCAGAACGUCAUGGAGUGUGGGAUUGACAAUAUCCGCUCCUUGAAAGUAGAGUGUGGAGCGUAAGUCAGACAAAAACUGCUAGAAGAAUAUUUCAAUAAAAUAUAUUCAGUUUAAAUUAGAAAUAUACCAUCAAAAUAAACCUAAUCAAAUAUUAUUGAUAUGUCAUUUUUAACUGUCAGUCUUUUUUUAGAAAUGAUGUAUUGACAUUUUAAAUGGACUUUGGAGUCUACUAUAGGCAACUAAUUUGAUUUGUUGGUGGGCAGCUAUCUGCCUCAGAAGGGGAGAGACAGAAAGGGUGAAAAAUAGGGACAGAAAGACAGCAACAACAUCAACAUCAGAUAAAGGAGACAAGGAGUCAAACAGGUUCACUGCAGCAAGCUGUUUGCAAAAACAAUACGCUGUAAUGAUAAGUAACCUGGCAGUCACGCCCACUGCAGUAUAAUUAGGGACUGAUCCAAAGCAAUCUCAGGGCCAGUCACUUGAAGCUUUCGCACACAGGAAAGUUUUAAGUCUUUUCAUAGAAGUAAGAGAGGGUGUCUGUUUCUAAGAUUCAAACCUGAGAGGGGCCUAAUAUCUGAGGGCUCUGCCUCAUACAACUUUUGAAGACUUUGGGUACCAUUAGCAGGCCUGCAUUCUUUAAAUAUAAUGUUCUGGUGAAACUAGAGCUCUUUAAAGUAUGAUUUCGCUUUCAUAUUUUAAGCUUUGCAGAUGAGAUGAUGGUUCUAAAUAGUAUUAUUGAUUAAAAGAAGCCAGUGCAGUAAAUUCAAAGGGGAAAACUCUUAUUUUUUUCAUAGUUUCUGUCAGCACAAAUGCAGCAGUGUUCAUUUUUUUAACUGACACUAACCUGAUCGUUUUUGGUGUGAUGGUUUAACACAUGUCCCCUGAUUUCUGUGACACAGCUGGGUAGGAUAUGAGCACUCCAGCCUCUGUGGACAGCAAUUUGUGUUGGAGCAGGGAGAGUAUCCACAAUGGGAAGCUUGGAGUGGCAGCAACGCCUACCACAUUGAGAGGAUGAUGUCUUUCCGCCCCGUCUGCUCAGCUGUGAGUCCUUCUCCAAAAAGCUCUGUCUCCUGCUGUUUGACUCAUUACAUGUCUCCAGAAAGAUUCAGAGUUUAAAAACAUUAAAUAAAGAGUCAACAGGAUACUUAAAGCCAGCUGGAUGCAGAUAAAAUAAGAAUAUCGAGCUAUGUGAUCUUAUUUACUGGGAUGCAAUCUUUAACUUCCUAAAUUUGAAAAUUUGCAGAUUUUGGACUAUUUGCACUAUGACUGGGCUUUUCUUAUUGUGUUUCUUGUCACUGCAGAACCACAAAGACUCCAAAAUGACAGUGUUUGAAUUGGAGAACUUCAUGGGGCGCCAAUGGGAGCUCAACGAUGACUACCCCUCUCUUCAGGCGAUGGGCUGGGCCAACCAUGAGAUUGGAUCCAUGCAGGUUCAGAGCGGCGCGUAAGUUUAGACUUCUACUCAGACAGACUACUUUCCAUGAGUUCCUAACAUUUGACUGCUUUCAUUUACCAUUUUUCUUUUUUUUUUUACCACUGCUUUCCUCUCCCCUUCAGCUGGGUGUGCUACCAGUUUCCAGGCUACCGUGGUUACCAGUAUAUCUUGGAGUGCGAUCGUCAUGGCGGCGAAUACAAACAUUACAGAGAGUGGGGCUCCCAUGCUCAGUCCUUCCAGGUGCAGUCCCUGCGUAGGAUCCAGCAAUGAGACCUGCAGCCUCCUCUCGAAAUCCUCCUACUCUUUACCUCCUCCACCUCUAACUCCUCCUUCUCCUCUUCUUUCCUCUACCCGAUCAUUCCAAGCUUUAGCCAGCUUCAUCAGGCCGUAUAUGGCUCAUACUUUUUAGUGCUUUACGAAUAAGAUGUUUGCUGCACUUUUGUUCUUUUCUGUUGCCUGAUGAAAAUAAAGAGAGGGAAGAGCAGUCACAGAGAGAAGCCCCUAACUGGUGAUGUGUCCUGUUGUCAAUGCUCCUCUUAUUUGUGGAUUAACAUGGUAGUGAACAGUGAUUGAUAUGGAAGUAAUGGGCAACUUGAAAUAAACAGGCAUGCAAGAUUCUGCUGCUAAACUCUA